UAAAUUCGCAACAUGUUUACAAUCAACUGAAUGGUUUAAGAGGUUUUAAUGCAUACAUUCAUAAAUGUGAAACAUUAAAUUCUGUUCAUAAAAGUAAUAACGUUAAAAAAAUUUGCGCAAGACUUUUACAAUAUUUAGAUAAUUAUACAAAAUCAAUAAAUGAAAAUGAUGAGUAUGAUAUUUGUAUGCUUUUAAGUUUCUGGGUAUAUAGUAGGUUAUUUGAUAUUUUGAAAUCUAAAGGUGAAACUUAUAUUUACCGAGUUUAUGCAAAAUUUCAAUCAAUAUGGUAUGGUUUUAUUGAUGAUAAUCUAAAAAAUACUAAUAAUAAAAAAUGUAGACCUAUUUCUGACCUUGCUGUUUAUGAUGACUGGAGAGAUAGAAAAGAACUAUAUGAAUAUUGUGUUGAUUAUUAUACCUUUAGUCAAACUCUUGCAGGUUUUCCAGAUAGAUGCAAAGAAUUCUAUAAGUACGUAGAGAGCAAAAAAGCACUUUACGCAAAGUUUAAAAAUCUUUGUUCUUCAGAUAAAAAAAAAGGGUGCCCAGAAUUUUAUGCAAAAUGUGAAAAAUACGAUCCAGAAAAAGUACUCCCACGUCUUGAUUGUUACCAUGAAAUAAAGCAAGAAAGGGAUGCCGCUGCGCUUAGUAUUCCACAAUUAAGAGACGAACAUUCAGUUAAUGAACCCAACUCAGAAGGGACAGACGCUGGUAUGAAGCCUUUCGAUGAUCCCAAUUUAAGUGGAAAUCCUCACACUGUGACAAAGCUUGGCAAUGUUUUUCUUGGAGUAGUUGCAACUACUAUGACAUCUGGAGCUUUAUAUAGAUUUACACCCUUAGGAGGCAUGAUACGCAAUGGACUUGGAUGGAACACUAAUAAUAUGAGGAAUUUUAAUGGAGGAGACAUUAGAUUAUACGAUUAUGCAGCAGAACCUUUUAAUCCAUAUCCAGGAGAGGAACAUUAUAUUGGAUAUCAUCCUGCGUAA
This is a messenger RNA of Plasmodium vivax (malaria parasite P. vivax), 980 nucleotides long. RefSeq names its product variable surface protein Vir14, truncated, putative. The record is from RefSeq and is a predicted model, not a curated record. The annotation marks the transcript as partial. Lineage: Eukaryota; Apicomplexa; Aconoidasida; Haemosporida; Plasmodiidae. The transcript is spliced from 2 exons.